Molecule: messenger RNA, 3483 nt
Organism: Volvox carteri f. nagariensis
Lineage: Eukaryota; Viridiplantae; Chlorophyta; Chlorophyceae; Chlamydomonadales; Volvocaceae
Exons: 11
Coding region: 1-3483 (1160 amino acids)
Biological process (GO): negative regulation of fatty acid biosynthetic process
Cellular component (GO): cytoplasm; Cul4-RING E3 ubiquitin ligase complex
Molecular function (GO): protein binding
Source: RefSeq, a predicted model, not a curated record
AUGGAUGUAUUCCUGUCGGCUAGCGAGGACGGUACGGUUCGCCUGUACGACAUCCGGCAGGUGUGCGGUAGCCGUACCGUGGGAGUGGGUCCCGAUCCUCACUGCUUGCUGGCGGAGCAGCGGUGCGAGCGAGCUGGUCGCAGCCAUUUGGGUGUCAGCAUAAACUCCCUGGCCGUGUCGCCGCUGGCACCAAACCUGUUCGUUACCGGCGGCGGCGACCCCCUCGCGCGAUUGUACGACAUGCGCAUGCUGCGUGGCGGCGAUGGUGGACCUGGCCGGCUGCGGCGUCAGCGGCACGACGACAGCUCGGCUGUCCCUUGGGACCCCCCGGCAGUAGCUCCCGGCUCGGGCGCGUCAGAGGCCGCGUCUGCUCCACAGCCAGCGCCACAUGCGGCGGGGCCGCGGCUACAGCCGCAGUCGCGGUCACUGCUGCAGCCCACACAGACGCUAAGGAGCUUGCUGCUACAGCCGCCGACUCUGCGGCGGCGGCAGCAGGAGCCGCCAGUACGGCAGCAGCAGCAGCAGCGGGAGGAGGAAGUGGCUGUGCGGGUGUCGCAAUCCUCCGGAUCUUUCCGGGAGAGGACGUUGCUCAGUUUGCCGCUGCCGGGCGGCACCAUGACUGUGGCUGCAGGUGUUUCUACGGGAGCCACAGUACCCGCACACAACCAACAGCAGCAGCGGGAGGAGGAGGAGGAGGAGACGUGGCCCAACCAGCUGCGGGGGGCCGCAAGCGCUGCGGGAAGGGCUCCCGGCUCCGAAGGCAGUGAGGGCGGUGGAGGUGCUGGUUCCGGAGCGGAGAGGUCGCAAGCUGCGGCUCUCGGAGCCGGCUUAGGACCUCGGGGCCACAGCGGCGGCCCUACCCCGCACCCGCAGCAGCUCGCCUGGUACCGCUACACAAUGACGCCACCGCGCGGGGCGGAGAGGGAGGGGGAGGGGGCAUCCGGGCGCCUCGCAAGAGCACCGCCGACAUCGCCCUCGGCUGCCGCUAUCGCCGCCGCCGCCGCCGCCGCCGCCGGGGCAUCUGGACAAGUCAGGACGAUGGCGGGCGCUCAGAUGGCCCCUCGGCGGCGAUUCCCUGCUGGUUCCGGAGCGGAUUCAGCUGCUGCCGCGCCUGAUCUUGUGUACGCCGGGGACCUCGCGGUGGCGGCGGCGGCGGAGGCAGCGGUGGCGGGAGAGGAAGGGGAGGCGGCGGCGGGUGCUGGGUCAAGCGUGGAGGGUGGGGUGGGCGGCGUGGAGGGGGGAGGACUGCUCGGCAGCGAGCCGGCGGGGGCGGAGGCGGCUGCUGCGGCCCGCAGUACGACCACACAGUCGCGGCAGUCUGAGCCCACAGGCGAUCUAGGACCCUCCGGGUCCCAGCCGCCGCCGCCGCCGCCGCUGCCACCGCCACCGCCGUCACUCACUAUCCACACCGGUAAUGGCGGUGGCAGCGGCGGUGGCGGCGGCGGCGGCGGUGUUGAUGUAGACAUGGCGGACGUCGCGCCAAGGGAGGGCUCCGCCGCAGCGGCUCCGUCAUCGCAGCCGUACCAGGUGCCAGGUGGAGGAGGGCGGCCUGGACAAGCCGAUGAGCAAGGCAUUCAGCAGUAUGGGAGCAGCGGCGGCGGCGGCGGUGGCAGUAGUAGCAGUAGCGGCACUAUAAACGGUGGUGGUGAUGGCGGCAGUGGGGGGGCUGGGGAGGGCGAAAGGCAGCCCGUGAAGCGACGGAGGGUGCGGUCUGCGGGGCCCGUUGACGGGGCCGGCGGCGGCGGCGGCGCUGCCAGCCGCCAGCUGCACACUUUCCCUCGUCAGCCGCCCUCGCAGCACCCCGGUGCGCCGCCGCCGACAGACGAGGCGGAGGAGGGAGGUGGCGGGAAAGCUGCGGCGGCGGAGAAGGACAGCGGCAACGGCGGUGGCGGAGCUCCUUCCUCCUCCCCCGUCGCCGCCGCCGUCGCCGACCCCGCACACCCUGGCGCCGCCACAGCACCAGCAGCAGCCACAGCAGCGACGGCUGUAGCCGCAACAGCACGACUACCAAAUGGUAUCGGCGGGGAGGAGGGCGCCCGGACGCGGCGGUCGCGGCUGUCCUCAACCCGCUUCGCAGCGCAGUCCGAGCCCUGCCCGAUGUCGAUGUCCCCGGGUGGCGAUGUCGACUACCGGAAUGUCUUACCACUCACAAAACCCCCAACAUCGCCGCCAGCUGCAUCCGCCGCCGCCGCCGCUGCCGCCGCCGCCGCACCAGGCACGAGAGCUGGUGGGGAACUGGCGGCGGCGGCGGCGGCGGCGGAGGGGACUGCUGCGGCUUUACACCGAUCUGCGGAUCCGCCGCUGCCACUGCCACCGCCACCUCCGCCGCCACUGCAGCAGCAGCAACAGCAACAGGGCGCCGCCGCCGCCGAUUCCUUACCAUCGAUGGCCGUCGUACAAAGUGGUUCGGACGGCAGCCGGACAGCAACGGGAUCCCUUCGCCGCCACCUCCGCCACCACCAACAGCAGCGGGGGCAGCUGCGAGUGCAGAGGCAGUUCUGGACACGCUUUGCACAGACGGGCGGGGAGCGCCGGCAGCAGCAGCAGCAGCAGCCGCAGGGGGGUCGGAGCCGGGUGGGUUCGGGGGUUUGGGACUCCCUCAUCGAGUCCGUGGCGCAGCUGGAGGCGGCGGCGGCGGCUGUGGCGACGAGGGGCGGCGGCGGCCUAGGAGGUCGUGCGCACAGCGCUGCCCGGGGACGCGACCCGGCGGUUGGAAGUGGUGGCGGAGGUGGAGGUGGUGGGAGCGGGAGUAGUGGUGGUGGUGAUGCUGGUGAUGGUGGUUUUCUUCGCUGCUUCGACGGCCACAAGAACGUGAUGACACUGAAGGAGCGGCGGAGGGCUGAGGCGGCAGCGGAGGCGGAGGCAGUGGCGGCGGGCCGGAGCCGGCCGGUGGGCGCCGGAUGGGCGACAUUCGCGGCGGCCAUCCGGGAUCGCGCCGCGGACGUGUCUGCCGCCGCGGCCUCCGGGCCGCCGGGGGUUGCCGAUACUCGUACGGAGGUUGGCGGGAGGGGGGAGGGGGAGAGGGUACGGCACGCCAAUCCAGCCGCCGGCGCUGGCGUCGCUGAAGCGAAUGGGUUGCGCACCCCGGGGUCGUCGUACAACCCACGUACGACACCACCUCCCCGAGGUACGGCACUGGCGGGCGGGGGUGUGCACCUGCAGGUACCUCCGCAGGGCGGCCCGGCGGGCGGCGCCUCUCCGCCGACGGGGCAGGUCCUCCGUCUCAGUACGGCACUGGACCUUCCGCGCCGUCGCAGCGGCAGCCCCGAGGAGACAAUCCCGGCGUUUGGGCCGACACCGCCGCGGCGCGGCGGCGGCGGCGACGGCGGCGGCGGCCUUGGGGGUUUUGCCGGCUUUGGGGGCCUGGGUGGCGACGACGGCGACGACGGCGAUGCCGGUGGUGGUGACGGCGGAGGUGACGGCGGAGGCGCCGCGGCGGGUUCCAACUCGGCCGUACCACCCCCGCUGUGCGCUUUGAUGUAG